AUGUUGCGACUUUGUUCACUGGUACUGGUCACAUGUUUGAUCUACUACUCCAAAAAUCAGGGCCCCUCUGCGCUUGUCGCAGCUGUGGGAUUUGGUAUAGCAGGGUAUUUUGCUACAGAUAUGCUGAUUCCACGCGUGGGCAAAUCGUUUAUUAAGAUAGGUCUGUUUGGUAAGGAUUUAAGUAAGCCUGGCCGUCCUGUUCUUCCGGAAACAAUUGGUGCCAUUCCCGCUGGAGUAUAUCUGUUUGUUAUGUUCAUUUACAUUCCCUUCAUUUUUUACAAGUAUAUGGUCGUUACCACUUCAGGCGGCGGUCAUCGUGAUAUAUCUGUGGUUGAAGAUAAUGACACGAACUUUAGUAUUUUUCCUCAUGAUAAAUUGUCUGAAUACUUGAGUGCUAUCUUAUGUUUGGAAAGUACAGUUCUGCUGGGCAUCGCGGAUGAUUUAUUUGAUUUGCGUUGGAGACACAAGUUUUUCCUGCCUGCCAUAGCGGCUAUACCGUUGCUAAUGGUUUAUUAUGUGGAUUUUGGUGUUACACAUGUGCUGGUUCCAGAAUUUAUGGAGCACUGGCUGAAAAAGACCAGUGUUGAUUUAGGGUUAUGGUAUUAUGUCUAUAUGGCCUCAAUGGCGAUCUUUUGCCCCAACUCUAUCAAUAUCUUGGCCGGUGUCAAUGGACUAGAGGUUGGCCAAUGCAUAGUGUUAGCUGUCUUGGCCUUAUUCAACGAUCUACUGUAUUUUUCAAUGGGUCCACUGGCCACAAGAGAGUCUCACAGGUUUUCUGCCGUUUUGAUUAUUCCAUUCUUGGGUGUAUCUUUAGCGCUAUGGAAAUGGAACCGCUGGCCUGCCACUGUGUUUGUCGGAGACACGUAUUGUUAUUUCGCUGGUAUGGUCUUUGCGGUUGUCGGCAUAUUGGGGCAUUUCUCGAAGACCAUGCUCUUGUUAUUUAUUCCUCAAAUUGUCAAUUUUAUCUAUUCAUGUCCGCAAUUAUUCAAGUUGGUACCUUGUCCAAGACAUAGGUUGCCCAAAUUUAACGAGAAGGAUGGGCUAAUGUACCCAUCAAGGGCAAACUUGAAGGAAGAGCCACCAAAGGCCUUUUUUAAGCCAAUCUUGAAGCUGCUAUACUGUCUCAAUUUGAUUGAUCUGGAAUUUGACGGAAAUAAUGAAAUGACCAGCACUUCCAAUAUGACUCUGAUAAACUUGACGUUGGUAUGGUUUGGCCCGAUGAGGGAAGAUAAAUUGUGCAAUACGAUCUUGCAGUUACAAUUCUGUAUUGGGAUCCUGGCGCUAAUUGGAAGGCAUGCCAUAGGCGCCAUCAUUUUUGGACACGACAAUCUGUGGACUGUACGUUGA
Saccharomyces kudriavzevii IFO 1802 is the source of this 1347-nucleotide messenger RNA. It is a transcript of the gene ALG7, whose product is annotated as UDP-N-acetylglucosamine--dolichyl-phosphate N-acetylglucosaminephosphotransferase. Gene Ontology annotation, biological process: protein N-linked glycosylation; dolichol-linked oligosaccharide biosynthetic process. The record is from RefSeq and is a predicted model, not a curated record. Gene Ontology annotation, molecular function: UDP-N-acetylglucosamine-dolichyl-phosphate N-acetylglucosaminephosphotransferase activity. NCBI's taxonomy places the organism in Eukaryota, Fungi, Ascomycota, Saccharomycetes, Saccharomycetales, Saccharomycetaceae. The transcript has a single exon. The coding region runs from base 1 to 1347 and encodes 448 amino acids. Gene Ontology annotation, cellular component: membrane.